AGGGAGGCAAUGGAGGAACAGCCCCUCCCUCACCUGCUUGGUCUCCUCUCCUCCGACGCCCCUCGAUCUUGUCCUUGCGCACAUCCUGUCCAGGAAGGAGGGGAACCAACUUCACUCGCUUUGGAUGACUUGGACGCAGCUUUUACGCACAACAUUUGAGCGAUUCGAUUCGGCAAUUUUUUCACAAGGUGACAUGGUUGCGAUGGCGUGUUGGAGAUGAUGAGCCGCCGCCGGCUGUGACACGUGUGAAUUUGUUUGACAACCUUGCGUCUUUGGCAACUGAACGAGAGAGAGAAAGACGCUCGCUCUUCGCGUGCACGAUUGGAUUUCUUUAUUUUUAUUUUUCGUCCCGUCCAAGAAGAGAGUUUGUGAUGCAUCUUUGAACGUUUCCCCCAUCCGAAUUGCUGUCGUUCGGAGCAACGGGGAUUUUCAAUGGAUUUUUUAUGCGGGGCCCGCUAGGAUGGACGUGGUAGAUGAAACUGAAGCCUUACAGAGAUUUUUUGAAGGCCAUGAUAUUACCAGUAGUCUGGAUACAGCCAACAUCGACACCAGUAUCCUGGAAGAGUACAUCAGCAAGGAGGACGAUAGCACUGACAUCUGUUUCUCAGAGGUCCACAGCACCCCGGGACCUAAUUACUCAUCCCCCCAGGCGGGAGUGUCCACCUCUGGGGGGUUGGUGUGCGGCGUGAGCCCUCCGAUUCCCCUCCGCCAGGGAGCGCCUCCCCCCGGCCCCCCCAACUGUCCCAACAACCCGUACCCGGCGGCGGGUCCUUCCCUGAGCCUGCGGCACAGCUACCCCUGCCUGGGUCAGCAUCAGCAACACCAGCAGCACCAGCAGCAGCACCAGCAGCAGCAGCAGCACCAGCAGCAGCCACACAUCAAACCCGAGCACAGAGCUCACUACGCCCCUGGAACUCUUCCCGAGUCCCCGCCAGACUCAAGCUCAGAGCCGUACUCACCUCAGCAGGUGAAUGACCCGCACAUGAUUAGGACCAUGACGCCGGAAAACAUGUGUCACAUGACUCCGACGCCGCCCCUUCCGCCUCACUAUGGCGGCAUGCACCGGGACAUGUACUUGAAGCCAGAGCCCAUCAUAUCCCAGUAUCCCAUGGGCCCAGCCACCAGUGCCGGUGGAGACAUGCAGCAGACGCAGAUGCUUCACCAGCUACUGCAGCAUCCGCAGGGGCAGGAUGGAAUUCCUGUUCAUCAGGCAAAAAAGAGGAAGCAUUCUGACUCUCCCAACAGCACUCUCAAUUCCCAAAUCCUCACAGGUAUCAUCAAACAAGAACCAGGUUUGAUGCAGGAGGCCGACAACGGAUACAUGGACCCAAACUAUCAGUGCAUCAAGUGGCAACCUCACCAGCAGAACAAGUGGACGCCACUUUAUGAUGCAAACUGCAAAGAGCUCCCGAUGCCAAGCUACCGAGUAGAUGCCGACAAAGGCUUCAACUUCUCCUUGUCCGACGAUGCUUUUGUGUGCCAGAAGAAGAAUCACUUCCAGGUGACAGUGUACGUAGGGAUGCUGGGCGAUCCCAAGUACGUCAAGACAAGCGAAGGAUUUCAGCCCAUCGACUGUUUCUAUCUCAAACUCAACGGAGUGAAAGUGGAGGCCAUGAAUCAGUCCAUCAGCGUGGAGCAGUCACAGUCGGAUCGAAGCAAGAGGCCUUUCAAGCCGGUUUUGGUCACCUUGCCCCCAGAGCAAGUCACAAAAGUGACAGUUGGCCGGCUCCACUUCAGCGAGACCACAGCGAAUAACAUGAGAAAGAAAGGCAAACCAAAUCCAGACCAGAGGUACUUCAUGCUGGUGGUGGCCCUGCACGCUCAGUCCCACAGUCAGACAUACACUGUGGCUGCUCAUGUGUCUGAGAGGAUCAUCGUCAGGGCGUCCAACCCGGGCCAGUUUGAAAGCGACUCGGACGUGCUGUGGCAGCGAGGCCAAUUACCCGACUCGGUCUACCAUCACGGGAGAGUCGGCGUCAACACCGACCGGCCCGACGAGGCUCUUGUCGUCCACGGUAAUGUCAAGGUCAUGGGCUCCCUCGUGCAUCCGUCCGACAUCCGAGCCAAAGAGAAUGUACAAGAGGUGGACACCACAGACAAUUUGAAACGGAUUUCUCAGAUGAGGCUGGUCCAUUAUCAAUACAAGCCCGAGUUUGCCGCCACCGUCGGCAUAGAGCGCACCGCAGAGACCGGAGUGAUUGCGCAAGAGGUUCAACAGAUUUUACCCGAGGCAGUCAAGGAAGGGGGCGAUGUUGUGUGCGCCAAUGGGGAAACUAUUCCCAACCUUUUAGUUGUCAACAAGGAUCGCAUCUUCAUGGAAAACGUGGGUGCGGUAAAAGAGCUGUGCAAGCUGACAGACAACCUGGAGACCCGAAUAGACGAGUUGGAGCGCUGGAGCCGCAAACUGGCCAAGCUGCGACGUCUCGACAGUAUGAAGAGCACCGUGAGCGGCGGCACGGUCAGCCAAUCGGGAAGCUAUUUUAGCAGGACAGGAAGUGGCCCCCUUAAGAAGAAGACAGUCAAACCUGGGAGCAAGAGCCCACUUCCAGAUCAAGGCUGUAUCAGUCAGAGGUUCAUGCAGGGGAGCAUCCUGGCCCUCGUCAUUGUCAUGGCCUUCAGUGUCAUAUCCAUGUCCAUCCUUUAUGUCCUGACUCUUCAUCAUAGAGGAGACGUCGGUAACAAAGACGGCGGCGGCUUUGCUUCCUGUGCUCUGUCCAUCUCUUGGAUGCCCGUCUUCACUGCCACUGUCACUUUCUGUUCACCUGCAUGUUCAUGGUCAAGAGCCGCACUGGGAUCGUCACUCAAGAGUCCAUUUGUUCCGCUUUCCACGACAUCGACACCAGCUUGCUGUUCAACCACAUCUUUGAGCAACCAAUCAUCCACCAUUCUGAUGUUAAAUAACAACCAAUCUGCCGCAGCUCCAGACACCUUGGUUCCCACACCAGGCAGCAUUAAUAAGAAGGCCAAAUCCAGAAUGAUGGACAAGGAUGGACGCAACAGAAACCGUCUGAGUCACACGUCUGCUCCGCUCUACAUGUCCAAGUCCAAAAGGCCUCCAUCGGCAGACUCGGACGGAGCGGGGGCCGCCAACCGUCUGCCCGGUGGACAGCAGCCAACGCCACGAAGACAGCGCAGUGUAUAUUUCAAGGAAGGAAGAUCAACACCGUCGCUGACUGCUCUGCACAUAGUGGAGACGGAGCAAGAAAUCACAACACAAUAUUGUAAAACCCCCAAAAGUUGCAGUUACACGAUAUCCCUCCAUGGAAAGACCAAUUCUUCGCUAUCGCAACUCACUUUGCACAUGAUGUCCCCAGACAGCGUGUGGGUCCAACAAUGUCAAGCUACCAAAGGACGGCUAUGUCCAAAUCACACGGAGACCGAACUGUACAGUGGACAAAGAACAACAACACGGGGCACUCAUCACUUGUGGUCACUGCCUCUGCUGUCCUUCCAAGACAUCACCUAUCAUUUUCGGGUCUCUUCAUCUGAUGGAAUGAGUUGUGCCGCUGAGGGUGAAACGUCCUCCUACUCUGACUACCACAUUGUCAUUGAAAACAAGUGCAUGUGAGAUGCGAGAAGGAUGCCUGCCUGGCCACCUCGUUCAUGCCUUAUAAGCGAGCUGCAUCUACCUGCGAUGUGCAUUUUAAUGUGCAUUCUGUUUUAUUCUUGUGUUUUAUUUUCAAAGAAAGUUAUGUAAAACUAUCUAUCACUGCCGUCUGGCUCGUAUCAACAUCUCUUUUUGCUGUCAUCAGCUGUUGUUUGUGUCUGAAAAUGUUUGAGAUCAACUGACAACUGUGUUGCACCACAGUUGAAAUGCCACCUUGAAACUUGUGAAGUGAAAUGAACGAUCACAGACGCGUCGUCAAUAUACACUGGAUGACACCGUAUACAUUUUGUUGACUUGAUGUACACUGAAAGUACAUUCACCUCCAAAUAGAAAUACACUGACGAGUUUAAGGGUUCAGCUCCGUCUGGCUGCAACCUGCCUUUUACCUCGAAUAGUCCACACUGCUACUUCCUUGGCCUCUUAUGCUACAAUUUGGGAAAGUACUGCACAGACAGAAGAGGAAAUGUAUCUCUUAAUGGCAAAUGUCAGAAUCCGUCAUGUAUGCAUUAGCACACAAAUAUGGGCAGUGUUGAAGGAAGCAAGUCAUGCUCAUUUCCUCAGAAUUACACAUUAUAGGACUGGAUGGAUGAAUGAAUGCUUAGUAACUGGAAAAACGCUAGAGAAUAAUAUAUGUCCAACACUGACAAUAUUUCUCAAGAAAACACUGGAAUAUUUUACACUGAAUUAUGCUUAUGCUAGUAACGUGCAUCAAAGUUGCUUUUCCCUCCAAACUCUCAAUUGCCACAGUUUUGUCGGUGAAUAUAAAUAAAGCUGCGAGGGAGUUGUGACUAUAACAUCACUGUUUGAAAUAUUAGUCAUCUGCACCAUCUUUUAACAAGUUUAAUAUGUGUGAUAUGUUUGGUAGCCUAUAAUGUUUUCUGAUUUAAAAAUAUUCUUGUGAUGUGCCCAACUGUUGCGCUUUUGUCUUUCAGAUUCAUUGUCCACAUGUAGGUUUUUGACAAAUUCAAUAUCUUACAGGAAAAACAGCCAUCAGAGGGGAAAGAAAACAUGUUGAAAACUCAGAGCAACUCUUUUCCGUUUCUUAUGUACUCUUGCUUAUUUAUAAUGCACCAGCUAGCAUAAAUGAAACCACUGUAGCACUUUUCACACUGUGUGUACAUAUACACUGUAUAUAAAUAAUGAACUGCUCUUGCUCUGUCCAUCUGCUUUAGAUAGUCCAGUAGAAUUGCAUUACAUAUAGUACUGUUUGGCAGCAUUGUGUUUAAAAUUGAUACUCAUUUUUUGUGUUAUUGUAUUGUUUUUAAAGUUUAUGUUGUUGUUGUUUUUUGCUGUCGACAGCAUAUUUCCACUUUAGCUAUUAAGAACUGGAAUGGUUACGAAAACAUUCCGACCAUUUCUACAUGUGAAGUCCAAAUACCAUAACACUAACUUGAAUACUUAAAUAUCAUGACAUAUAAUAUUGAGACCACACGGUCAUCACUUUUCCAGAGGGUUUUAUUUCAAGAAUAUGCUGUAAUAUUGUAAAAGCAAAUAAAUAUUAUAUGAUUUGUGGCGCAA
Syngnathus acus (greater pipefish) is the source of this 5125-nucleotide messenger RNA. It is a transcript of the gene myrf, whose product is annotated as myelin regulatory factor. The record is from RefSeq and is a predicted model, not a curated record. The transcript has 28 exons. Lineage: Eukaryota; Metazoa; Chordata; Actinopteri; Syngnathiformes; Syngnathidae. Gene Ontology annotation, molecular function: sequence-specific DNA binding; DNA-binding transcription factor activity. Gene Ontology annotation, biological process: positive regulation of DNA-templated transcription; central nervous system myelin maintenance; protein autoprocessing. Gene Ontology annotation, cellular component: endoplasmic reticulum membrane; nucleus. The coding region runs from base 461 to 3568 and encodes 1035 amino acids.